Molecule: messenger RNA, 6176 nt
Organism: Scleropages formosus (Asian bonytongue)
Lineage: Eukaryota; Metazoa; Chordata; Actinopteri; Osteoglossiformes; Osteoglossidae
Gene: col27a1b
Product: collagen, type XXVII, alpha 1b
Exons: 61
Coding region: 739-5805 (1688 amino acids)
Cellular component (GO): extracellular matrix
Molecular function (GO): extracellular matrix structural constituent
Source: RefSeq, a predicted model, not a curated record
CUGAUGCUGCGCAGUGGCGAGCGGGGCGCGAGCUCUCGCCUCCCUUCCCACUGCCGUUCGUUCGGGGGACACAGUCACUAGUGUGCGCGCGGUGGGACCUGGUCCGGUGUCGCGCGCGGGCUGGUCCGCUUUCGUGCCCGGGCUGUGCUGCUUUCUAAAAUGAAUCCUCCCGUCGCUCGCACCGCUUGGCUCGUGCCGCGGCUCGUGGCUCUGUCUGUGUGUCUCCGUCUCUUCUUCUUGCUGGUGAUCUACAACAUCUUUGUGCCGCGUUAACUUGACCUCAGCUGCAGCUGCAGCUCUGUUCCUCUUCGGAGACAGCUGAGGGCGGUAGAGAGAGCGACUUCGCGUCCCUGCCGCUCCCCCCGCCUUUCUUGGCAAGCUGGGACAAUCAUUUCAAGGGUUGAAUGUUUAGCGCCAGGAAUAUCUCUGUGCCGGGGAAUACACGAUGAUCGCUGCGUUUCGGGGUCCCGGCGCCAGUAGGGUGUGCGAUCGCAUCCCCUUCGCCAAGUUGUAACCCCUUUCACAUGGAGCUCCGCGCGACCACAUCCGCAGCCGCUCUCAGCACGCAGAGGCGAAACAGGGACUCCUCGCUCACUGCCUGUUUCUAAGACGUUGCCAGAAGUUGCAGAAGCAGGCAGGGGGAUCCCGACUGGAACGGUCAAUGGAAGGAAAGCGCGCAGCUUGGCUGAGGAGGAGCUGCUGUAAAAAAGCACAGGAAAGAAUGAAGUAAGACGAGCAAUGGAGGCGCGCAAUGCCCCGCACUCCAAACUCAAAGCAGCUGGAGUCGGGGGGAGAGCCUUAAUUCUCUGUACUGUUCUAUAUUGUACUUGUUACCUGGGGCUUGCACAAGUACACUCUGAAGAUGUGGAUGUCCUCCAAAGGUUGGGCCUUGCAGGAAAGAAGGCAGUGGCUCCAUCCCCAGGCUCUCGCUCAGUCCCGCCGGGGGUCAUCCCGUUCAAGUCAGGAGUCAUUCUCACUCAGCGGGCACGUAUUGAGGCACGGGUGGAUGCUGUGGUACCACCUGCCUUUGGCACAGACCUUGCCUUGGUCCUGAGCCUGUGCUCCCAUCGCAUCAACAGUGCCUUCCUCUUUGCCAUUGUGUCCAAGAAGAAGAAGCUGCAGCUGGGGGUGCAGUUUGUCCCUGGGAAGAUUGUGGUCUACGUGGGGCAGAAAAAGUCUGUAUAUUUUGAUUAUGACAUUCAUGAUGGCCAGUGGCACAACCUGGCUAUGGACAUCCGAGGCCAAAAGGUCACUUUAUUUACUUCUUGUGGGAAGCAACGUGUACAUGCAGAUAUGCAUUUUAAAAAAGAAGAGACUCUGGACACCGAGGGCUCCUUCCUCUUGGGCAAAAUGAACCAAAAUUCAGUCCAAUUUGAAGGUGCUAUCUGUCAGUUCGACAUUUACCCCUCUGCUAAGGCAGCUCACAAUUAUUGUAAGUACAUUAAGAAACAGUGCAGAGAGGCAGAUACCUACCGGCCCAAUCUGCCACCACUCAUUCCUCUGUUGCCUAGAGAUCCAAAUGUUACUGUCACCUUCAACAACCCUCUUUUGUUGACUGAAGUUACCAAAAAGGUCUUCACCCCAAGCCUGUCUCUGAAUGUUGCUGGAACCAGUGUAAGGUAUGUGGUCCCAACAACUAGAUUGCCUACAUUAAGCUCCAUUUCAUACCGUGGCAAGAAGAAAGCCCAACCCAGUGUGACGACCCCAUCCCCCCGCACCACAGCAGCCCCUAGUGUUGUUCACCCUGGACUACAACACCCGAUAUAUGCCCGAACACAGACUGUUACCGUUCCCCUCAGGACAAGUGCCACUUUCUCCAAAACUUCUGCUCAAAAACAUCUUAAGCCAACCCCCAGCAACGGGUCCCCAAAAACCACGUCUGGAAAAGAUGCCAAAAGUAAACUUAAAAGCUCAACUGUGACCACUGCUGCUGUCACAAAGAGACAGCCGCUCACACCAGCCAAAAAGAAAGCUGAGCCAAAAGGAACCACCCUGCGUUAUACCAAACACACCUCCUUCAUGCCAGUCACACCAGCAGCCACUGACAGCUACCAAACCUAUGACUUGGAACCAACGCAAUACUCCCUCUUAGUUGGACCCCCAGGACUGAAAGGAGAGCCAGGACCAAUGGGACCGUCAGGACCACCUGGAAAGCCAGGCGUACCAGGCAAGAGGGGUCCACGGGGUCCUCCCGGUCCACAUGGAAAUCCAGGCCCCCCAGGUCCACCUGGCCUUAAGGGAAGGAAAGGUGACCCUGGACUCUCACCUGGCAGUGCACCCAGUGGAGAAAAAGGAGACCCUGGAAUUUUGGGCCCUUCUGGAUUAAGUGGCCAACCUGGUCGAAAGGGACAAAAGGGCCAUCCUGGUCCACCAGGUCAUCCAGGAGAACCGGGGGUUCGAGGGCCGGACGGAAGCCCGGGUGCCAAAGGUUAUCCUGGCAGGCAGGGUUUACCUGGACCCAUAGGAAAUGUGGGGCCAAAAGGCUCGAGGGGUUUCAUAGGAAUCCCAGGGCUUUUCGGCCUUCCUGGGCCUGACGGCGAAAGAGGCGCACCUGGAGUUCCAGGGAAGAGGGGCAAGAUGGGUAGGCCGGGGUUCCCAGGGGAUUUCGGUGAGAGAGGACCACCAGGGGCUGAUGGGGAGCCAGGAGAGUUGGGUGCCCCUGGUCCUAAUGGAGUUCCUGGACUCAUUGGGGACAUAGGUCCAACAGGAGAGAUGGGGGCCCCAGGACCUCGCGGACUCAAGGGGGUACCCGGAAAUCCAGGUGAACCAGGACUGAAAGGUGAUAAGGGUGAAAUUGGCCUUCCAGGGGAGCAAGGAGAAAUCGGAUUCCCAGGUGACAAGGGAGUACAGGGUCUGCCAGGAAUGCCAGGUGUCCGUGGGAAGGCUGGUCCACAGGGGAAACCAGGAGAUAAAGGCCCAGAUGGUUUAGCAGGUCCACCAGGUCCAGAAGGUUUUCCAGGAGACAUCGGACCACCAGGACAAAACGGCCCUGAAGGUCCAAAGGGAAAACCAGGAGCACGGGGUUUACCAGGUCCAAGAGGAGCACCUGGGCAGGAGGGAGAUGAAGGCCCCCCUGGACCAUCGGGUGCCCCAGGACUGGAGGGUAGGCCUGGGAGAAAAGGUUUUCCUGGGAAAAUUGGCCCCGAUGGAUUGAAGGGAGAGCCAGGAAUACCUGGAAAGGUUGGAAUGAUGGGAGAAAGGGGUCAUGUUGGUUUCAUUGGACCUGUUGGAGAGACUGGGAUUGCUGGAGAGAAGGGGGACCGUGGAGAGAUGGGCCUUCCUGGGCCACCUGGAGAAAAGGGAGCGAUGGGGCACCCAGGAACUCCAGGUGAAAGCGGACCCCCAGGGCCACCAGGAAAAACAGGGCCACCUGGUUCUCGAGGGCCAAUUGGCACGAGAGGUCCAAAAGGCAGACGGGGUGAAAGAGGGCCUGAUGGUCCACCAGGCGAGCCAGGGUCACCAGGUGAAAAGGGUCCUGAUGGUCCACCAGGAAAAAUUGGAUUUCCAGGUGAUCAGGGGAAAAUCGGGGAACCAGGUGAAGCUGGACCUCAAGGAUUCCCAGGCAUCCCUGGAUCAUCCGGAUCUCCAGGGGAGAAAGGAAUCGCAGGAGAACCGGGACCCCCAGGGCCUCCAGGGACAAUGGGCCCGCUGGGAGAGAUUGGUGAGAAGGGUCCACCAGGUAAAAUAGGGGAGCCUGGUUUGCCAGGGGAGCCAGGUGAAAAGGGUGCCCUCGGGCCACCGGGGAACAUCGGAGAGCAAGGCUUGAUUGGACAAAGGGGAGAACCUGGCCUUGAAGGAGAAGCUGGACCUGUUGGACCUGAUGGAGCAAAGGGUGAGAAGGGCGACAUGGGACCAGAAGGUGACAAAGGGGAGAAAGGCGAAAUCGGCUUGAAAGGAAAGGAAGGACCACCUGGGGACCCUGGUCUCACCGGUGUCAGGGGCCCAGAAGGUAAACCUGGGAGAAUUGGUGAAAGAGGCCUGCCGGGAAGAAAGGGUGCCAAAGGUCAUCAAGGUCACCUUGGAGAGACCGGGUCAAUUGGUGAACAAGGACCUGCAGGUUUUGUGGGGCCAAAAGGAUCUAGAGGAACCAUCGGACCUGCGGGUGCCCCUGGACGCAUGGGCCAACAGGGGGAACCUGGCAUAUCAGGUUAUGAGGGCCACCAAGGACCACAAGGGCCAAUGGGGUCUCCUGGACCAAAAGGUGAAAAGGGGGAACAAGGAGAUGAUGGGAAAGUUGAAGGUCCCCCUGGUCCCCCAGGUGAUAGAGGUCCUGUGGGAGGCCGAGGAGAACGGGGGGAGUCUGGGGACCCCGGGUACCAAGGUCAGCAAGGUGUGGAUGGAGAAAGAGGAAAGCCUGGAGCCCCUGGUAUGCCUGGAGAUCCUGGACAUCCAGGGAAGCAAGGACCUAAAGGAUCCAAGGGCAGUGAAGGUCAGAAAGGCAAGCCAGGCCCUCGAGGGGCAUCCGGAAGCAGAGGACCACCGGGUCCUAUUGGUCCUCCUGGCCCAAGAGGGGUAGCAGGCCGAGAGGGACUAGAAGGCAACCCAGGGGUGGAUGGGAUCCCAGGCAAGGAUGGGUCCAAAGGCAUGCCGGGAGAGCAGGGAGAUGAUGGAGAAAUUGGCCAGCCUGGCAACUUCGGAGCCCGGGGAAAAGUUGGUGUGCCAGGUUUGCCAGGUGAUCAAGGUACCUUUGGACCAAAGGGUGAGAGGGGCCUUCCUGGCCAGGCGGGACCUCCAGGGAAGCGGGGGUCUGUCGGAGGGAUGGGACUGCCAGGGAAACAGGGUGACAAGGGGGCAAAAGGCCAGCCUGGUGACACAGGAGAACGAGGGUUUCCGGGGAUUCCUGGGGAGUUUGGACCAAAGGGCCCUCCAGGAGACAUUGGAGCAGUAGGAAUACAGGGGCCCCGGGGUCCACAAGGCUUGAUGGGAAAGCAAGGCAUAAUGGGUCCAAGUGGAAUAAUUGGCCCCAGUGGUAAUCCAGGACCCAAGGGAGACAAGGGCAGUCGAGGGGAGAUGGGUGUACAAGGACCAAGGGGACCUCCUGGACCUCGUGGUCCUCCUGGACCCCCAGGACCCCCAGGAAUUCCUCUGUCAUUUAAACACGACCAUCUUGAGGCUGCUUUUCAAGUGUUUAUUGACUCAAACACUGCACUCAGGAAAGAGAGCCACCAGGGAAUAGACCUCCCCAUGCUGGACCAGGGAACAGAGAUCUUUAAGACCCUCCACUACCUCAGUAACCUGGUGCAGAGCCUCAAAAACCCACUGGGCACCCGCGACAACCCUGCCCGCAUCUGCCGAGACCUUAAGGACUGUGAGCAAAGACUGAGUGACGGUACAUAUUGGAUUGAUCCAAAUCUGGGGUGUGCCUCAGACACCAUAGAGGUGACCUGUAAUUUUACUGGCGGAGGACAGACCUGCCUUAGGCCACUAACAGUCUCAAAGUUGGAAAUUGGCAUCGGCCGCGUCCAAAUGAACUUUGUGCACCUGCUGAGUUCGGAGGCAGUCCAGCACAUCAUCAUCCACUGCUUGAAUGUGCCAGUGUGGAAGUCCAAUGCUUCUGAGCCGGCUUCCCAGAAGUCUGUACUCUUCAAAGCUUGGAAUGGCCAAGUUAUUGAGGCAGGAGGGGCUGUGGAGCCUAAAGUGUUACAGGAUGAUUGUUGGCUCAAAGAUGGACGCUGGCAUCAGACGCAUUUUGUGUUCCGUACCCAGGAACCCAGCCUGCUCCCCAUUGUAAAUGUGUACAAUUUGCCCAAUACCAAAACCGGGUCACGUUACCACCUAGAGGUGGGACCUGCCUGCUUCCUCUAAGUUAGGCAUCUCUGCGUGUGAACAAAUAGCUCCUUCCCACAGUGAACAAGGGGAGAUUCAUUUCCAUUUUCAGCAUUCAGGAGAAUAAAAAAAAAACCCUGUCCCUUGGUUUUCGUUGUUUUCUGGGACUGCUUUGAAAGGAUAUGGUUGCCAAGAAGACUGGGGCAUUCUUAUAAAUGAAGAGAAACUGGGAUUUCUCGCACAAUUGACAUUAUGGAAAAUACAUUCUUUGUGCUUUUCAGGAACUUUUCCUUUUGUUCUUGCAAGUCCUGGAUAUUCUGGAUAGUUUGGAUGAAAUUAUGCCAAAAAAAAUAUUUUAUGGACAAUAUAUUAACUUAUUCAUAUCAUGUAAUUUUAGUACCAAGGUUCUA